AUGCCGUCCCUCUCCAUCGGGAGCCCCGAGUACUCCUCGUUCAUCCGCUCAAUGGCCACGUCGGCUGCUGCCUCUGCCUCCGCCGCCACCGGCGCCGCCGAGCCAUCUUCUCAAGAACUGCAGCUGCACCCGGCUGUGCCGCUGCUGCCCGGCUUGCCCGCGCCGGUAUAUGGCCCACACGGCCAAGCGCCGUUCCUGGACCCCGAUAACGAGCAGGCUGCAAUGACGCAGGCAAUUCUCGCCGUCAUCUCCUCCUCCGCGCCGCCACCGCCGGCGUCCAUCGCCGUGCCUCCGGCGUCCUCCUUCAGGGCGUACAACGCGGCGCUCUCGCCGCGGGCGCGGCCACGGCCGGGCGCGCCGGGGCAGAGGAUGAUCAAGACGGCCAUCGCGCUCAUGGCGAGCGUGCAAAUGGCAAUGCGCCACCGGGAGCUCGCAGAAGCGCGCCAACAUGAGGAUGCCUCUGCCGCCGCGCAGCCGCACCCGCCGACGCAGCAGCAGCACACCAGCAGCCAGCUUCACCACAUGUUCUCGGAGCGGCGCCGGCGCGAGCGCCUGAACGAGAGCUUCCAGACUCUCAGAGCACUGCUCCCUCUUGGAACAAAGAAGGACAAGGCCACGGUUCUUGCAAACACGACGGAGUACAUGAACAAGCUGAUCGCCGAAGUGUCGGAGCUCGAGGAGAGGAACCGGAGGUUGGAGGCGCAGCUUGGCCUGCUGCCCGGCGAGACCCAGCAAACGCCAAGCGACGACGACCCACCGCAGAGAGUGGCCGUUGAUGUGACCACCGCCGCAUCGACCUCGAGUUCAACGUCCUGUCAACCUCAGGAGGUGAGCAUUAGGGUGACGGUGCGGGCUGAGUGCGAUCUGUCGGAGGUUGUGGUCGCCAUGCUCGCCCGGAUCAAGGAGAUGGGGCGCUUCACCGUGGCGACCGUCGAUGCUCGGCAGCGGAGCAGCGACCAUGCACAAGUCGGCAUCACAUUGCGAGCCACGGGUGGUAACGACGAGCUCGACGAGACAUCCCUCAAGGAAGCUGUGGCGAAGGCCGUCGAGGAUGCGGUGGCAAGACCUCCAUCGCCGCCGUAG
This is a messenger RNA of Miscanthus lutarioriparius, 1083 nucleotides long. NCBI's taxonomy places the organism in Eukaryota, Viridiplantae, Streptophyta, Magnoliopsida, Poales, Poaceae. The record is from the annotation of a GenBank genome assembly.